Molecule: messenger RNA, 291 nt
Organism: Ambispora gerdemannii
Lineage: Eukaryota; Fungi; Glomeromycota; Glomeromycetes; Archaeosporales; Ambisporaceae
Source: the annotation of a GenBank genome assembly
AUGGGGUCAUUGUCUAACUAUGGAUUCGUACAUUUGAAUCCCAACGAGAGGCCGGGUUUUCAGUUGAAUGAACAUAACGGCAAAAAUAUCUAUAUUUGUCCGUCGUUCCACUACGAGGGGACUAGUGCAAGUGGAGGACAUACAUUAGCAGACCGGUUAAUAGACAGGGAGAGGGGCCACAAGUUGUUGAUGAGCGAGCUACAAAGAGAACCAUCAAACGAGUUCAGCCCACCACUGCUAAACCCUGAAUGUUGCAGGAUUAGCGAAAAAAUCAAAUUGUCUUCGAUGUAG